AUGAAGUCGAUCUGGAGCACAGCUGUUUUGGGGAUCGCCUUCCUCCUCGUCGGUUGCGGGGCCUUCAGCCUGCCGAACGCUCCCGACAACCUGACCAAGGAACAGCGUUCCGCGGCUACCGUCUCAGCCAGCAUUGCGGAAGAGAUAAGCCGUGAGUACCUGAAGUACCACCGGACGGGAAUCGAAACGACGAGGCUCCAGCAGCUGGGACAGGAUCUGCGGAACAGCCACAGCAAGAAGGCCAUCUUCACGGAGUCCAUGGCCGAUCUGAGCUCCACGGACCAGUUCUUCGUCUGCACCCUGUGCAGGUCCACCGUGAAUGUGUUUGCCCGAACCUUCACCCAGGGAGAGCUGAGUGGCCCGGAGCGGGAUGACGAGGCCAAGAGGCUGCUGCUGGGACUCUGUGACUACUUUGCGGUCAGCACCCAAGAGGUGUGCUCUGGAAUGUUCGAUCUCAACUGGCCCAUUUUUGACUUCAUCCUGAACGAAACGGUGGCCAGCUCGCAGUCCUUCUGCAGCAUGCUGCCCAUCGACAUUUGCCAGGUGAAGCAGGAUGAGUACAAUCUCACCCUGAGCAUCCGGGGUGACUCGCCCACCGAGUCGAACUCGAAUUUGCCCGCCAAGAGCUCCGAGGAUAUCCUGGUGCUCCACCUGACCGACAUCCACUACGAUCCCGAGUACGCCGAGGGCAGCAAUGCAGUGUGCGACGAGCCCAUGUGCUGCAGGAACUCCCUAGCCGCAGGCUCCGAUUCCUCGGCAGCAGCCGGCUUCUGGUCCGACUACCGCGACUGCGACUGCCCCAAGCGCCUCAUUCUGAGUGCCUUCGACCACAUCCGGGAGAACCACAAGAUCCAGUGGAUCUACCACACCGGGGACGUGCCGCCCCACAACGUGUGGUCCACCACCAAGCAGGGAAACCUGGACAUGCUGAGCGAAAUCGACGACCUGCUGGCCGAGUACUUCCCCACCACGCCCAUCUAUCCCUGCCUCGGAAACCACGAGCCCCACCCGGCGAACGUUUUCGGCAACGACGAGGUGCCUGAGCAGCUGAAAGUGGACUGGCUGUAUGAGCACGUUUGGAGCCUGUGGUCCAAGUGGCUGCCCGCCGAGGCUAAGGACACUGUCCUGCGGGGAGGAUACUACACCGUCUCCCCAAGCCAAGGACACCGGAUUGUGGCGCUGAACAGCAUGGACUGCUACCUGUACAACUGGUGGUUGUUCUACAACGCCACCUUGAUCCAGGAGCAGCUGCAGUGGUUCCAUGACACCCUACUGGCGGCCGAGCAGGCGGGCGAGUCGGUCCACAUCCUCACCCACAUUCCCGCUGGCGACGGCGACUGCUGGAGCAGCUGGGCCCAGGAGUACAACAGGGUUCUCACGCGAUUCAACGCCAUCAUCACUGGAGUGUUCAGCGGCCACACCCACAAGGACGAGAUGAACCUGCACUACUCCGAGGAGGGCUACGCCACGGUGGUCAACUGGAAUGGGGGCAGUCUGACCUCCUACUCGAACAAGAACCCCAACUACCGGCUGUACGAGCUGAGCGCGGGAAACUGGCGGGUGCUGGAUCACCACACCUUCACCUUCAACCUGACCGAGGCUAAUCUGAGCCCCAGCGAGCAGCCCAAGUGGAGUUUGGAGUACCAGUUCACCAAGGAGUACACCGAGGACACCAGUCCCGCGGGAAUCGAUCGCCUGCUGCAGGAAAUGGCUGAGAGGCCCGCUCUGCUGAGGAAGUUCUGGCGCCACAAGUUCACCAACUCGGAUCCCAAGUUGGCGGAGGGCUGCGAUGACGCUUGCCUCGGCAAGACAAUCUGCAGGCUGGCUACCAGUAACUACCAGGAGCGCACCCGCUGCAAGGAGCUGCAGGCCAUCCUGGCGGAGAGUUUGGAGAACGAGACAGACACCGAUGACAAUGGCGGUGGAGGAGCUCCUGGCCUGACUGCCCUCAGUUUGGGUUCUCUGCUGGCGCUCCUAGCUGCAUCCAGAGUUCUUGGCUGAGACUUAUCAAUGCCACUCUCCUAUUCUUAGACCACAUUAUCAUAAGCCAUAGCCGCGCCCAUAAAGGGGCCGUAAAACUACUAAAGAAAGACCCGAAGCCAAUAAAAACACACUUUUCUUAUAGUCAA
Messenger RNA from Drosophila biarmipes, 2129 nucleotides. RefSeq names its product sphingomyelin phosphodiesterase. Bases 1 to 2001 code for a protein of 666 amino acids. The transcript has 4 exons. NCBI's taxonomy places the organism in Eukaryota, Metazoa, Arthropoda, Insecta, Diptera, Drosophilidae. Gene Ontology annotation, cellular component: lysosome. Gene Ontology annotation, biological process: sphingomyelin catabolic process; ceramide biosynthetic process. Gene Ontology annotation, molecular function: acid sphingomyelin phosphodiesterase activity. The record is from RefSeq and is a predicted model, not a curated record.